UGUGAAAAUCAAAACACAAGAAAAAAUUACGAAAUUUCCUCAUUUUUUGGGGAAUUAACUGAAUGAUUUUUGUUAAAAUUUAUUAAACAAAGCAACAGACAAGAUGUUCUCGCAAAUGAUGUGUCGCAACAUGCUCAGAUAUGGCGGGCAGAGCACAAAAAUACCGAAUUCAGUCAAUUCAGUGCGACAACAGUUGGUGAGAUUUUGUUACAAAAAAGCCUCCGAGGAGCAAAUGAAAAAAAGGACAACAAUGAACUAUUUGAUCUCGGGAAUUGCGUUGGCGUCGGGCAUGACAUUUGCCGCUGUGCCGCUAUAUCGAGCCUUUUGUCAGGCCUACAGUUAUGGAGGAACAACAAAAGGACACGACGGUUCGAGCGUUGAAGACAUGGAGCGAAAGCCCGAUAAAGUCAUAAAAGUCACAUUUAAUGCGGAUUUGAGUGCUUCGAUGCUGUGGAACUUCAAGCCGCAACAACACGAGAUCAAAGUUGUGCCGGGAGAGACAGCGUUGGCCUUCUAUAAAGCCAAAAAUCCCACAGAUAAGCCCGUAAUUGGCAUCAGCACGUACAAUGUGAUCCCCUUUGAGGCGGGACAGUACUUUAACAAGAUUCAGUGUUUCUGUUUUGAGGAACAAAUGUUGAAUCCACAUGAAGAAGUUGACAUGCCAGUGUUCUUUUACAUCGAUCCUGAAAUCACGGAAGACCCAAAAAUGGAAUUUCUCGAGGAAAUUAUCUUAUCUUAUACGUUCUUUGAAGCAAAAGACGGUCAAAAUAUCCUAAAAAUACCUGAAUAUGCGAAACGACAUAUGGCUGCGGCACAAUAAUAGAAGCUUUGUUAAAAUUGUAGAUAAUUUUAAAUAAAAAAAAAAAUAGAAAAAUCAUCAAAUUUGAAUGAAAUUUCAC
This is a messenger RNA of Culicoides brevitarsis, 899 nucleotides long. RefSeq names its product cytochrome c oxidase assembly protein COX11, mitochondrial (gene Cox11). The coding region runs from base 104 to 820 and encodes 238 amino acids. The transcript is spliced from 3 exons. Gene Ontology annotation, molecular function: copper ion binding. Gene Ontology annotation, cellular component: mitochondrial inner membrane. The record is from RefSeq and is a predicted model, not a curated record. Lineage: Eukaryota; Metazoa; Arthropoda; Insecta; Diptera; Ceratopogonidae.